This is a messenger RNA of Candidula unifasciata, 868 nucleotides long. NCBI's taxonomy places the organism in Eukaryota, Metazoa, Mollusca, Gastropoda, Stylommatophora, Geomitridae. The record is from the annotation of a GenBank genome assembly.
AUGCAUAUUCUCGUUCAAGUUCUACUAGCGUUGACGAUUGUGGCAGGCACCUUCAGCCAGACAAUAAAAUUGGAAAACACCAGGAAAAGGUCAUCAUGUAAACAUGAAGCAUCGAUUGGCGACACGGUUGAGUCAGAUGUCAUCGUCACUGGGGACAUCCCACGGCUGAUAUCUGAGGACCACUGGGAGCCCAUAUUGACGGUGUAUGUGAAUACUAGAGAGUUUGUUAUUCACACUAUAUGUGCUAUAAACAUGACGGUUCCUCCGUGCAAGGAUACUUCUUCCCACGGCUACUGUACCUGUCAUCAGCACGAGAAUGGGGUUAGAAUUGCUGUAGUGUUACCUCUAACCAGAGAUUUCGGUAAAGGAUGGUUAGAGGCCAAAUGGAUGCAAGCAGGAGGGAGAACCAUAUAUGCAAGCCCCAACUAUCACUUACCAGAAGUGAAUGUCGGAAGUGUGACGGCCAGAGUCGAUGGUAUGAUUACUGGACCGCUAUCAGAGAAAUGCUGGUUUAAUGUUUCUCUGCGCAGACGCCAUUCUAUAUACGUGUUUUGCCAAAGCGGUUAUACCGAGCCGUGCUACAUUCACCUGACAUACGGUGGGCAUAGGAUUUCGGCUGCGUACGAUUAUGGCAUGACUAUACCAGAAGAUUUUACAGGAAAUAUGACCGUAGGCGUCUCUGUGUGUCGAGCAACUGACGAUGGGACAAGUAACAAUUGUUCAGUUCCGAGAGCUAUAACUGCAGCAGACCUCACUACUUCAACUACAACCGUCUCCACUACCACAAGCACAACUGUCUCCACUACAAGUACAACUGUCUUCACUACUACAAGUACAACUGAAACUACAGACACGGCUCGGACAACUG